CUUGUUGAGGCCGCUUCCGCCGGAAAUGGGGAAGGGACCGCCGGGGUGGGAGCGUUAGAGGCGGAGGAGGUGUUUCCCCCCGGAGCGCGCGCGCCGCACUGACGCCGCGGGCGCCAUCUUUAGUGCUGGCAGAGACUUGCGGGCUGCCUCGCGAGCCUUCCCUUCUCGUCCCCGGCGCGCUCGCAGGAACCGAGUCCCAGCCCAGCCUGGCUGUGCAAUGAGACCCUGUUUCAGAAAAGCGACAAAACCAGCAACAAAAACCAUUAAAAACAACCCCCGGAACUCUCACUCCGUGGGUAGAGCUCACCCCUCGUGCAUACAGCCGCGGCGGGAGUUCGAAGCCCGUCUAGAGGUCGUGAGACCCUGGGCGGCCUUUGGGUCUCUGCUGUGCGGCUGUCAGCCCGUGUCUGCCCCUUUCUGAGCCACAGGAUAGAAUGAAUGGGAACUUGGGGUUCACAGGCACCCCCUCCCCCGGGCGCCCUGCCAGCAUGUUCUCAGCUUUGUUUCUGGGGAUAGCACAGAGCAUCACGGUCAGGUCCCCACGUUACACAGAGGGGCCCGGAGACGCAGAGAGAGAUGGGGAAGGGGAUACUGGGUCAGAAGCACCUCCUGUGAUCCCCUCCUGUGGCAGUCCAUCCUGACCCCUGUGCCUGCUGGUGGUCAGACGGGACCAGGCCACGGCGAUGGGGGCAGCAGUCCUUGGGGCUGCCCACAUGAGCAGGCUGGCCAACAGCAGUCCUCCCUCUCUGGGCUCAUCCCGUCCCCCUGGGCGGAUGCCCCCCCUUCCUGAUCAGGUGUCACCCCGACUCUGCUGCUGGCAGCUCGCACUUGGAGCGGGUAACCAGAGAGGCUGUGGUGCACGCAGUGCUCUGGCCUAGAGACGCCUCAGGUAGGGGGAUGAGACUGUGAGAGGCCAGGGAAGACGCUGCUCUGGGUCCCAAGGAAGGGGAUACUGUGUCAGGGGGUUGGGGAGGGGGCUGCUUGCGACACCCGAACACAUACAUGCACCUGCACACUCGUGACAGGUACACGGGACCCACCCGACAUGCGCGGACCUCGCUCAAUGUGCGGCCUCCUCCCUGAACCAUUGUGGGAACCCACAGGUCAGCGGACCUGUGCUGCCCCACCUCUUCCAGGAGGGAGACCCCUAAAUUCACAGGCCUUACCCACACGAUUCCAUCCUGACUGCCAACCUGAGUUUCCUGUUACCCUUGGGUGUGAUUGAACUUUAUAAUUGGGGGUGAGAAUGAGCUGUACACUGAGCUGUAGAGGAGAAAGGAAGGAUGGACAGAGACAGGACCAGAGUCCCCAGCUGGCUUGAUGAAGACCCUCCGGGCAAGGUUCAAGAAGACAGAGCUCCGGCUCAGCCCUACCGACCUCGGCUCCUGCCCGCCCUGUGGUCCAUGCCCUAUCCCGAAACCCGCAGCAAGAGGCAGGCGCCAGGGCCAAGACUGGGGCAAAAGUGACCAGCGCCUGCUCCAGGCCGUGGAGAACAACGAUGUGGCCAGAGUGGCCUCGUUGAUCACCCAUAAGGGGCUGGUGCCCACAAAACUGGACCCCGAGGGCAAGUCUGCGUUCCACUUAGCUGCCAUGAGGGGUGCAGCGGGCUGUCUGGAGGUGAUGCUGGCUCAAGGCGCAGACAUCAUGAGUACAGAUGGAGCAGGUUACAGUGCCCUUCACCUGGCAGCCAAGUAUGGGCACCCUGAGUGCCUGAAGCAACUCUUGGAGGCUUCCUGUGUGGUGGACAUCGAGGACAACAGUGGGUGGACAGCCCUUCAUCAUGCAGCGGCUGGUGGUUGUCUGUCCUGCUCACAGCUGCUCUGCUCUUUCAAGGCACACAUGAACCCCCGAGAUCGGUCGGGUGCCACGCCCCUCAUCAUAGCAGCUCAGAUGUGUCACACAGAUCUGUGCCACCUCCUUCUACAGCAGGGGGCUUCAGCAAAUGACCAGGAUCUGCAAGGCAGGACAGCCUUGAUGCUGGCAUGUGAGGGGGGCAGCCCCAAGACAGUUGAAGUGCUCCUGCAAGGUGGAGCCCAGCCGGGCAUUACUGAUGUGCUGGGCCAGGACGCCACUCACUAUGGAGCCCUGUCUGGGGACAAACUCAUCUUGCAGCUUCUCCAGGAGUCUGCACAGCACCCUUCACCUGCCAGUGCCUCUCUUGAGGAAGACUCCGGAGAGGCCUCGUCUCAGAACUCCAUGUCCAGCCAUGAAAAGCGAGGGGCCCCCAAGAAGCGGAAGGCACCCCAGCCUCCAGCCAGCACGCCUGUUCCGGACGAUCAGGACGCUUAUGAGGAGAUUGUGCGCCUGCGCCAAGAGAGAGGCCGACUCCUGCAGAAGAUCAGGGGCCUGGAACAGCACAAGGAACGGAGGAGAAGGGAGCCCCAGGAAGCAGAGGCCAGCUCAGUUCACAGCCUGGAGAGGCAGGUGCAGGAGCUGCAGCAGCUUCUGGUGGAAAAGGAGGAGGAGAAGGAGAGCGAGGAGAAGGAGAGCCUGGGCUGGGAGGUGGAGAGUCUGCAGAGCCGCCUGUCCCUGCUGGAGAAUGAGAGAGAGAACACCAGUUAUGAUGUAGCCACCCUGCAGGACGAGGAGGGUGAGUUGCCCGACUUCCCAGGAACUGAUGCACGUCCGCCGACAGAGGAGCUGGUGGCUUCCCUGCAGGAGCAGGUGGCUCAGCUCACCAGGCAAAACCAGGAGCUGCUGGAGAAGGUCCAGAUUCUUGAGGAGUUUGAGAAGGACGAGGUGCAGAUGGCGGAAGAUAGUCAGCCUGAGGUAGUUCCUCUGGUCUUGUAUGACCUCCUGCGGGCAGAGCUUGAACAGCUCCGGAGGCAGCACACAGAGGCCAUGCACACACUGCGGCAACAGCAGGAGGUGACCGGGGGUCACGGGGGAGAAGAGAUAGCACAAAACGAGAGGGAGGACAAGGGGACCUCCACCCAGAAUGGUCCCAGCGUCCCGGAGGUCAACGGCACCACGUAUCCAGAGACCACAGCAAAUGGCACCAAACUCCAAGCAGGAGGCUCCAUGGGCGUCGGGAACACAGAAGCGGUACUCAUAGAGUCUGAGGUUGCAGGUUCAGAGGCCACAGAGAAGGAUGGAGUGGCAGCCGAUGCCGUGGACACCAGAACCUCUGUGGUUCAGGCCCUAGACGUGAAAACCGUAGGUGACAAUGCUGAAAGUAAGCUGCUGGCGGCGGAAGCCACAGGAGGGAAAGAGAAUCCAGGCAUGGAGGCUGACGGAGAGCGUGUGGUGCAGGAGGGGCUCCCGGGUGCAGGGAUUAGAGACGUGGAGGCCACAACAGUGAGGGCCACAGACUUGCGGGAUACCGGAAUUCAGACCACAGGAGCAGAGGCCACGGCAGUGAAGCACACGGGAGUGCAGGCGACAGUGGCAGAGGUCAUAGGAGUGAAGGUCAUAGGAGUGCAGGCCACAGAGACUGGGGCCACCAUGACAGAGGGUCAGGGAGGCCAGGCCACGGGGGGGGAGCCCACCACCCUGGAAUCCACGGCAGCAGAGGCCACGGGGGCGCAGGCCACCGCCCUGGAAUCCACGGCAGCAGAGGCCACGGGGGCGCAGGCCACCGCCCUGGAAUCCACGGCAGCAGAGGCCACGGGGGCGCAGGCCACCGCCCUGGAAUCCACGGCAGCAGAGGCCACGGGGGCGCAGGCCACCGCCCUGGAAUCCACGGCAGCAGAGGCCACGGGGGCGCAGGCCACCGCCCUGGAAUCCACGGCAGCAGAGGCCACGGGGGCGCAGGCCACCGCCCUGGAAUCCACGGCAGCAGAGGCCACGGGGGCGCAGGCCACCGCCCUGGAAUCCACGGCAGCAGAGGCCACGGGGGCGCAGGCCACCGCCCUGGAAUCCACGGCAGCAGAGGCCACGGGGGCGCAGGCCACCGCCCUGGAAUCCACGGCAGCAGAGGCCACGGGGGCGCAGGCCACCGCCCUGGAAUCCACGGCAGCAGAGGCCACGGGGGCGCAGGCCACCGCCCUGGAAUCCACGGCAGCAGAGGCCACGGGGGCGCAGGCCACCGCCCUGGAAUCCACGGCAGCAGAGGCCACGGGGGCGCAGGCCACCGCCCUGGAAUCCACGGCAGCAGAGGCCACGGGGGCGCAGGCCACCGCCCUGGAAUCCACGGCAGCAGAGGCCACGGGGGCGCAGGCCACCGCCCUGGAAUCCACGGCAGCAGAGGCCACGGGGGCGCAGGCCACCGCCCUGGAAUCCACGGCAGCCCUCACGAACAGAGGCUGCCUGUCCAGGGCCACACACCUAGUAGCCAGAGGUGCACGGCUGGACCAGAAUGCCCCUGGGGUCGGGUGGGAGUCCAGAACCAUCCUGGAGGUGGAAAAGCUAUCAGCCCUGUGGGAGGGUGGGGAGAACCCCUGGAUCCAAGCUUCUUUGGGUCUAAGUGUCCCGAGAGUCACGUGUGGACUUGGGCCACAGGUGCAGCGUGAGGCAUUGUUUAUGAAGAGCGAGAGGCACGCGGCCGAGGCCCAGCUGGCCACGGCUGAGCAGCAGCUCCGAGGGCUUCGUACAGAGGCCGAGAGGGCACGCCAGGCCCAGAGCCGUGCCCAGGAGGCCCUGGACAAGGCCAAGGAGAAGGACAAGAAGAUCACAGAGCUGUCCAAAGAAGUCUUCACACUGAAGGAGUCUCUGAAGGCGCAGCAGGCAGCCCCUGCCAGCUCCAAGGAGGAGGAGGCCCUGCGAGGCCAGGUGACAGCCUUGCAGCAGCGAAUGGAGGAGAAGGCCCGGGAGCAUGGUGCUGUGGUGGCUUUAUACCGCUCUCAUCUCCUGUGUGCCAUUCAGGGACAGAUGGAUGAGGACGUCCAGUGCAUUCUCAGCCAGAUCCUGCAGAUGCAGCGGCUGCAGGCUCAGGGCCGCUGAGGACACAGCUCAGUUGUUCAGCCUCCACUCCUCACCUCUGCAAGCUGAAGCCUCAGAGACCACCUUCUCCAUCCCCCAGUGUGAUGAAUGGGAGACCAGCCUGGGACCUUACCAAUGGCUCCCAGCGCUCCCCAUCAGAUACUUUACAACUCCCAAUAUACCACCUACAUCACAGCCCUCCACCUAGAAGUAUAAGCUUACUGUAAGAGGGAGACAGAACCAGUGUAAGGGCAGGGGCCUCAGAAGAUAGUCUGAUAUUCUAAACCCAAAACACAGUUACAGCAAUAAACAGUGCAAUGCAAUAUUUAAAGAAAGCAGGGAAUAGUUGUGGUUCAGGGGUAAAGUCCCCGCCUAGAAUCCCCAGGUGAGGGGCUCAGAGCAUGGUCAGGGCGGACCCCCUGCCUAGAAUUUCCUGGUGAGUGGCUGGGGGCGUGGUCAGGGUGGAUCUCUGCCAUCACUCUACAGGCAGUGAGACCUGGGACAAUGAAGCUGAAUUAAAACCUAAUGCAACAGCCAACUUUAUUCAGAGCCCCUGAUGGUAUAAUGUCUGAGGGUUAAGAGAGGUCACAUGAGGACAGUCAAGGUUACACAAAGAAAGCUGUCUCCAAAAACUUACAA
This is a messenger RNA of Cricetulus griseus (Chinese hamster), 5499 nucleotides long. The record is from RefSeq and is a predicted model, not a curated record. Lineage: Eukaryota; Metazoa; Chordata; Mammalia; Rodentia; Cricetidae.